Hydatigera taeniaeformis is the source of this 201-nucleotide messenger RNA. Lineage: Eukaryota; Metazoa; Platyhelminthes; Cestoda; Cyclophyllidea; Taeniidae. The record is from the annotation of a GenBank genome assembly.
AUGUCAACCCUGAAUCAACAGCGCAAAGUGGUGGAACAGUUGCGUUUGGAGGCGGGUAUUCAUCGACGUCCAGUAUCGGAGUGCAUUCGUGACAUGAUCGGCUUUAUAGAACAAUAUCGAGACAAGGAUUGCCUAGUAAACGGAUUUGCUUCAAAGAAAGACAAUCCAUUCCAAGAGAAAGGCGGUUGUCAAUUGCUCUAA